AUGGUUAGGGAUAUUUGGUUUGAUAAACGUCCACACAGUGCUGGCUGUCAUCCUUAUUUUAAGUUCCUUAGUGAUGAACUUUUGCACCAACAAAAUGAGUUAAACAGUUUCAGUGCAAAUGUAUUCGUCAUUGUGCUAAUAAUUUAUGGUCUUUGGAGCCAAAUUUACAAGGGAGCAAGGAAUGAAGAGCGUGGGCCGCAUGGUUGGUGGUAUGGUCAAAAAGUUAGACGACUUCAUGAGUCUUUUGAUUCUUUCUUAUUAAAGGGUCUUGGGUCUUGGUCACAAACGUUUCUACUAAAGUACGUAAGAUUUGUAGUCACCUUUGGGUAUGAUACCUUUUUUUUUUUUUUUGACUGGGAAACAAAUGCCCGAAGGCAGGGUAUGAUACCUUGUAACUUUGAAGUUACAAGUCAUUUUCUCAUUACUGGGUUUCUCAUUUUCUCUUUUUCUCUUUUUAUCGGCAUUACUAUAGUGCAAUUUCUGAGAAAUGGGCUUCAUUUUUUGAGCUUCUCAUUGCGCGCAGGAGUCUCACAGUCAUUAACACCUUUUUUUUUAUUAUUGUUUGAGCUAAUCCCUCAUUGUUUCCGCUCAUUAAGCUCAUGACUACGUUUAUUUGCUAACAUGAUGGCCGGUCAUAGUUCAGUAAAAUUAAGUGGGUCGGCUUUGCUAUGUAUGAAUGACCUUUUAGAUUUCAUAGAAGAUCUUGGUCCUUUAUUUAUAGUUCUUGCAUUAACCAGUCCGGAAUUAGGUGUUGCAACAUCACAAGAUCACAUUUCUGUGAUCUUAAUCUGUAUUUACGUGAAUGAUGCUACAAAUCUCCAUCAAAUUGGUUAUUUAUUUAUACUGAACAACAGCGACGAGCGAAGGGGAAGGGCCAAGAAAGGGGGCAACAGGUACAAGUGUUCUUCUAGUUUAACUGAUACUCCUUCAAUUGCUUGCUUCUUAUGUUAUAAAGUUGUUUUAUUCAGGAUUCAAGUUUCUCUUUUUUCCCUUUGA
Messenger RNA from Rhododendron vialii, 996 nucleotides. Its product is annotated as ATP synthase subunit a. Gene Ontology annotation, biological process: proton motive force-driven ATP synthesis. Gene Ontology annotation, molecular function: proton transmembrane transporter activity. The record is from RefSeq and is a predicted model, not a curated record. NCBI's taxonomy places the organism in Eukaryota, Viridiplantae, Streptophyta, Magnoliopsida, Ericales, Ericaceae.